Messenger RNA from Arachis stenosperma, 1792 nucleotides. Its product is annotated as transcription factor bHLH111. The record is from RefSeq and is a predicted model, not a curated record. NCBI's taxonomy places the organism in Eukaryota, Viridiplantae, Streptophyta, Magnoliopsida, Fabales, Fabaceae. Gene Ontology annotation, cellular component: nucleus. Bases 81 to 1631 code for a protein of 516 amino acids. The transcript has 7 exons. Gene Ontology annotation, biological process: regulation of transcription by RNA polymerase II. Gene Ontology annotation, molecular function: protein dimerization activity; RNA polymerase II cis-regulatory region sequence-specific DNA binding; DNA-binding transcription factor activity, RNA polymerase II-specific.
CCCACUCCCACAAACCCCAACACAAAGAAAAAGAAAGAAACUCAUACACACAAUAACCCUAGCUAGCUACCUAUCUAUCUAUGGCUGAAGGAUGUGGUGGAAACUCAGUUGCAACCACUUCUCCUGCUUCCUUCAAUUGGUGGUACCUCCAUGCAAAUCAUGCUACUAAUACUAACGCAUAUAAUAAUAAUAAUAAUAAUUCUUCAUCAUGUUCUUGUGACGAGGAUAUAUCUGUUUCAACAUCUUUCACUAAUGCCUCCAACCAUUCAACCCUCACUGUUGAUUCUUCCCGAAGGCUUCUUCAUCCUUCCUCCAACAACAACCACUUCUUGCCCGAACAUGCUGACGAUAAUCAUCUUUGGAAUCAUGUUCUAUCAGCUGUUGGAUCAAACGGGGAGUUACACAACAAUGAAGAAAUGGGAGAAAUGAAGUUUCUGGAUGCACUAUCAUCUAAGAACAUGACAAGCUCUAUGUUUGAAGAACCGGCAUGUGACUACUUGAAGAAACUUGACACCACUACUAGUUGGGAAUAUAGUGGUGGAUCAACUUCUUCAUCAUUCAACAACAGUUUUGAGAAGCACUUGAAUAAUAAUAAUAAUAAUAAUAAUAAUAAUAAUAAUAAUGGGUUCAGUGAUGAUGCAUUGAUUGAGAAUAAUGAAAGGUUGACUAAGUUAUCUAAUCUUGUUAGCACUUGGUCUAUUGCCCCACCUGACCCUGAAGUUAGUAGUAGCCACUUUGAUCAUCCACCAACAAAUAAUAAUAAUCAUCAUCAUCAUCAUGACCUUAAUUGUAAUUUCAAGCAACAAGUUUUUAUUGGAGAUUCCACAUCAUACCCUCCAAUCAGUAGCUAUGAUCAUCCCACAAAGGUGAAGGAAGAAUUUCAUCAUCAUCAUCAAACAAAUAGUGGAUUUCAAAAUGGACUAAUUAAUGGUCUUUCUUCAGUGAUGGGAGGAGGAGAUAGUAGUGGUAAUAAAUUUUACCAUGGUUUGCCAAACCUUUCUUCAUGCACAAGAAACAUCUCAGAUGUUAUUUCCUUUAAUAGUAGGCUUGGGAGGCCAGUUCUUGGAAUCCAUGCACAAAAGCCUAAUAUCAAAUACAUCAAUAAUUUAUCUGAAUCAAAGAAGCACCAAGGUCUUCAAACAACUUCCCCGAUAAAUAGAAGUAAUAAUGGAAGAGUAGAGGGGACAACAGCUCGUGAAGUAAAGAAGAAAAGAUCUGAAGAAUCUUCAGAAGCAAUCUUGAAGAAGCCUAAGCAAGAUACAUCCACAGCUUCUUCUACAAAGGUGCAAGCACCCAAAGUCAAGCUGGGGGACAAGAUCACAGCCCUUCAACAAAUUGUGUCUCCAUUUGGAAAGACAGACACAGCUUCGGUGCUGUUUGAAGCAAUUGGGUACAUAAAGUUUCUUCAAGAACAAGUCCAGCUACUAAGCAACCCUUACUUGAAGUCUAAUUCCCACAAGGAUCCAUGGGGAAGCUUGGAUAGAAAAGAUCACCAUAAAGAGGAUGCAAAAUUAGACCUUAGGACUAGAGGACUUUGUUUAGUUCCAACUUCAUGUACUCCUCUUAUUUACAGAGAGAACAGUGGACCAGAUUAUUGGACACCAGCAUACAGAGGAUGUUUGUAUAGGUGAAAAUUGAAAUGUCAUUAUGCAUGGCUAAUAUAAAUGUUAAUAUAGUACUUUUGUUUGGUUUGCUCUUGGGAAACAUUUUACAAAGGUCUGUUAAAUAAAACAUAUGUACCCAUGGUGAUAUUCUAAUAUAAAUAACUUUUUGUUUUAAUGUAAUUCAUAUA